Guillardia theta CCMP2712 is the source of this 1323-nucleotide messenger RNA. RefSeq lists its product as hypothetical. The annotation marks the transcript as partial. NCBI's taxonomy places the organism in Eukaryota, Cryptophyceae, Pyrenomonadales, Geminigeraceae. Gene Ontology annotation, molecular function: translation initiation factor activity; GTPase activity; GTP binding. The transcript is spliced from 3 exons. The record is from RefSeq and is a predicted model, not a curated record.
AUUCCUGGCCUGCUUCUCAUAGAUACUCCGGGUCACAAAAAUUUUUCCAAUUUACGAGCAAGAGGAGCAUCAUAUUGUGAUCUGGCGGUGGUUGUAGUUGACAUCAUGCACGGGUUGGAGAGUGAGACCAUUGAAAGUAUAAAGUUGCUGCGGAAGCACAGGAUUCCUUUCCUCGUUGCUCUCAACAAGAUCGAUCGGCUGUACGGCUGGGAAUCACAUCCAUCCAUGACAGUCAAGGAGACCAUUGAAAUGCAGUCGGAGGCGGUCAAAAUAGAAUAUCAGAAGCUUUUCGAGUCUACCAUCUUACAACUGCAAGAGCAGCAGGGACUGAAUGCCAGCGUUUUCUUCGAGAACAGAAACAAUCGAACUGUUGUGAAUGUUGUGCCGACAUCAGGAUUGAGUGGGGAUGGCAUCGUCGACCUGCUCUACCUCCUUUUUUCACUCAGUGAAAAGAUGCUGAUCAACAAAAUCAAGUAUCAGGAUGAAGUUGAGUGCAAGGUCCUCGAUGUCAGGACGAUCGAUGGCUCAAGGACGGUUUUGGAUGCCAUUGUUGUGAACGGCAGGUUGAAGGAGAAGCAGAAGAUUUUAGUCGGGGGUCUGGACGGUCCAAUCAUCACUCAUGUACGGUCUCUCCUCACAACCAUAGCCCCUCGGGAUUCCAGGAGCAAGUUGAAUUACGCUCAGAAUGCGGAGGUAAAGGGUACGAUCAGCGUCAAGAUCUGCGCCAAUGGCAUAGAGAGGGCAGCUGCGGGGUCGAGACUCUACAUUAUCAAUGAUGAGCGUGAGGAAACAGCUCUGAAGGAGAAAGUGAUGAAAGACCUCGACCCCUUCAUCUCAAAGUUCAGGAGGGGUGGCGACGGAGUUCAUAUUCAGGCCAUGUCAUUUGGCUCACUAGAGGCCCUCUUCGACUUCCUUGACGGAGCUAACAACCAUCCCAUCCCUGUUUCCGGCGUCGGCAUCGGGCCGGUGAGCAAGUACAACGUGAAGAAGACCAGCAUUAUCCUCGAGAGAGAGAAGGAGAAUGCAAAGGCUUGCGACAAGGAGUAUGCGAAACUUGGCCGUUGGGUCUCCGGGAACCCGUUCUCCUCUUUCAAUGAGGCCUAUGCUUGCAUCCUUGCAUAUGAGGCGCCAGUCCUUCCUGAUGCUGAGAAAGCGGCAAAGGAGCUGGGGAUCCCCAUCGUUCGAUCUGACGCGCUGCUUCAACUCGUGGAAUCGGUGAACGCACGAGUGACGGAAGUGAAGCAAAAGAAGCAGACGAUGGCCGAUCAGAUGCUGAUGGAUGCUUGCACACAUGGAACCCCUGAGGUAUGCAUAUCAAAAUGA